Molecule: messenger RNA, 1566 nt
Organism: Gossypium raimondii (Peruvian cotton)
Lineage: Eukaryota; Viridiplantae; Streptophyta; Magnoliopsida; Malvales; Malvaceae
Product: protein NRT1/ PTR FAMILY 1.1-like
Exons: 2
Coding region: 798-1310 (170 amino acids)
Biological process (GO): transmembrane transport
Cellular component (GO): plasma membrane
Molecular function (GO): transmembrane transporter activity
Source: RefSeq, a predicted model, not a curated record
UAUAUCCGAUGUUUCAAAUAAAAGAUUUCAAGUUUUCCUGCGAAGAUGGGGUGUAGGAAUCUCUAUUGUUUGGUCUCAUUAUCUGUUAUGGUCAACAGCUAUGAUUCCACAAGCAAGGCCCUAUUGCGACCAAUUCAACACCAUUUGUGAAGCCCCAACAACAACCCAACUUCUACUCUUAUAUUGUUCAUUGGGCCUAAUCUCUAUCGGAGCUGGUGGGGUAAAAUCGUCAUGCAUGGCCUUUAGUGCCGAUCAGCUGGAUGAGAGAAACAAACUUGCAGAGUUUCUUCAAUUGGUACUAUGUUGCAUCAAUGUUUGCAGCUCUAAUCCCUGUAACUUUGAUCGUUUAUAUUCAAGAUAAUUUAGGGUGGAAAAUGGGUUUUGGGGUACCUAUAAUGCUGAUGUUCCUUUCAGCUAUUUCGUUCUUCUUGGCAUCUUCAUUUUACAUCAAGUUGAAAGCUAGGGCAAGCUUGCUCACUGGUUUGGCUCAAGUUGUAGUGGCCUCUUUAAGAAAGAGGCACAUUGAAGUGCUAAGUGAAGUUUACCAUAUCAGAGAGAGAUCGAUGCUUCAAGUGCUAAGUGAAAAAAUAAGGUACUAGCAUCAUAAUAUACAUUGUCUAUUUUAACUUAAUCAUCCUUGUAUAUUGUAUCUUCUUUGUAAUCUGUCCAGGUUUCUGAAUAAAGCUUGCAUGAUAAAAAAUCCCCAAGAGGACUUAACCUAGAAUGGAACUGCUUCAAACCCAUGGAGUCUUUGUACAAUAGAUCAAGUGGAGGAUCUAAAAGCAUUGAUCGGAGUGAUGCCGCUUUGCUUCGCCGGAAUCAUGCUGUCCAUAACCGUUAAUCAAGGUCAAUUUAUGGACCGGAUAGCUCUUCCUUUAGCUUCAAAGAUUAAAGGCAAACCAGUUUGUCUCGGUUUAAAACAAAGAAUGGGGAUCGGUCUUCUUUGCUCUUGUGCAUCCAUGGUAUCCUCAGCAUGUAGAGUGUGUACUCGGCGGAAAAUGGCAAUCGAAGAAGGACUUUCCGAUGAACCGCAAGCCGUUGUGCAAAUGUCUGCACUAUGGAUACUGUCGUUUUAUGUUCUAGCUGGCUUGGCUGAGGCUUUCAGUGGAAUUGGACAGAUCGAAUUCUGUUACUCCGAAUUACCGAAAACCAUGUCGACCAUUGCGGCCAAAGUUAACGGAUUCGGAGCCGUCAUUGGGAACCUGGUGGCAAGUUUAAUAAUAAGCUUGGUUGACAAUGUUACUAAAAGGGGAGGGGAAAGUUGGGUUUCAAGCAAUAUGAAUAAAGGGCAUUAUGAUUACUAUUAUUGACUUCUUGCUGGCUUGAGCAUGCUUAAUUUUAUGUACUUUCUGGUUUGCUGCAAAGCUUACGGUCCUUGCCAUGGAGAUAGGCAUAGGAGAUCAUGAGAGUAUAGAUCAAAGUUGAGUUUCUCGUAAUAUACGAGCACUUCAGUUAGAUAUGUGUGAUGUCGAACGAACAUCUUAUUGAAAAUAAAAAAUAAAGCUUCACGAAUUGUUGAAAAACGUUGAAUUUUUUUAAUUUAAGAAAAAUACAGGAUCGUAUUGA